GAGCCAAUCGGAGUACCUAUUUAUAGUGCCUUUUAACUAAAUGGAGGGUCAUGAUACGAGGACGGUGUGAAAUGGGACAAUAGGGUUCGUCCAUUGCUCGCCUGAGCAGAGCCUCCCGAUGUAACGGGCAUCUCGCUGCCGUUAUAUUCUUGCUCCCCUGUUCGUCUUCUCGCUGGAUCCACGGGACGACCAUUCGUUGGUGGUCCGUGUCGGUCUAGGGAGUCUCGUCGGAGCAGAGACAGAUGGCGGAGGGUCUCGAAGGUCACGGAGGAGGAGGAGGCGAAGAGGUGGACACGAAGCUCGAAUUCACCCCCACCUGGAUCGUCGCCGGAGUUUGCUCCUUAAUCAUCCUCGUCUCCCUCUCCGCCGAGAGAUACCUUCAUCACCUCGGAAUGGUCCUCAAACACAAGAACCAGAAGCCAUUAUACAAUGCGCUUCAGAAGGUUAAAGAAGAAUUGAUGCUUUUGGGAUUCAUAUCGCUGCUGCUCACGGUAUUUCAACAUGCAAUCCAAAAUCUUUGCAUCCCCAAGAAUUGGACGCUUCACAUGCUACCGUGCAAGAGGCAGAAAGGCCACCAUCAUCCCGGGGAAGGCCACCACCAUGUGCAACUUUCAACCGAGUUUCUUCAUGCUGGCAGGAGAUUUCUUGCUGAGGAAUUAUCUCAUUGCGCACUCGAGAAUAAAGUUCCGAUCUUAUCCCUUGAGGCAAUACAUCAAUUGCAUAUCUUCAUCUUUGUCCUUGCAGUCACUCAUGUUACUUUUAGCGCCUUCACUGUGCUUUUAGGAGGAGCUAAGAUUCAUGAAUGGAAGCAUUGGGAGGAAACAAUCCAGAAAGAAAUUGCAAAAGAUGCUACAAAAAAUGGCAAGCAAGUACAUCAGUUUCAAUUUCUCUUGGAGCGUGUUAAGAGCAUUAAUAAAAAUUCAGUUUCUGUAACUUGGUUGCAUUCUUUUAUAAAACAAUUCCAUUGGACUGUGACCAAAUCAGAUUACAUCACCCUCAGACUUAUUUUCAUAAAGACUCAUUGCUCAGGGAACCCAAAGUUUGACUUCCACAAGUAUAUGAUCCGUGCAUUUGAAUCUGAUUUCAAGCAAGUUGUUGGUACGAGUUGGUAUCUUUGGCUGUAUGUGGUCAUAUUCUUAUUGCUCAAUGUUGAUGGUUGGCACACAUAUCUUUGGAUAGCGUUCGCUCCACUAUUUCUUCUGCUUGUUGUCGGCACCAAAUUGGAGCAUGUUAUUGCUGAGUUAGCUCACAAUGUCGCUGACAAAUAUUUUUCUGUUGGUGGAGAUUUAGUAGUUGUGCCAUCAGACGAAUACUUCUGGUUUCACCGUCCCAAGCUGCUUCUCUACAUGAUUCACUUUAUCCUGUUUCAAAAUGCCUACGAUAUCGCAUUUCUCUUCUGGCUAUUUAUCCCUGAUGGCUUUGAUGCCUGCAGCAUGGAUCACGUUGGCUAUGCUAUCCCCAGGCUUCUGAUUGGCGUGAUAAUCCAGCUUCUUUGCAGCUACAGCACCCUACCUUUGUAUGCUAUUGUCACCCAGAUGGGGACUCAUUUCAAGCAAACGGUAUUCGAGGAGAAUGUCCGAGAGAGCCUGGUGACUUGGGCUCAGAACGCGAAGAAGCAGCAGAGUGUGAGGGUGAACAGCCAGCGUGCAGAUUCUAGCCUCGAAGUGACGGAAUCACCGCGGACGCCUGAAACAACAAAGCUGACUCAACUGACAGAAACACUGAUGGAAGAAGGCAAAACAUCCUGAACAAUGUACGAGCGAAAGCAAAUCACAUUUUUC
Messenger RNA from Zingiber officinale, 1781 nucleotides. RefSeq names its product MLO-like protein 1. Gene Ontology annotation, cellular component: membrane. The record is from RefSeq and is a predicted model, not a curated record. The transcript has 14 exons. The coding region runs from base 243 to 1748 and encodes 501 amino acids. NCBI's taxonomy places the organism in Eukaryota, Viridiplantae, Streptophyta, Magnoliopsida, Zingiberales, Zingiberaceae. Gene Ontology annotation, biological process: defense response.